AUGGCGGUCCCCAAACCUGCGGAGAUGCUAUGCUGUGUGGCCGGGGCUGGGGCCUGCCAAUCACGUGACCUGAAGGAGAGGGUCCCCCUUACAGCCUUGAAAUUGCCAAAGCACAUUGAUUAUGGUCAAUUGGAUGCAUUAUUCCACGUGAACAGACCACAGGGCAGCCGGAGUUCUCUGAGUAUCCUAUCAGCUCACAAUGAGAUUAUAAAGAAUUACUCUAAAAUAUUCCGGCAGAGAAAAAUCAGACUGCCUAGACUUUCCCAGCAGAAGGAACAAAGAAAACUGUCUGAGUACACAGAAGAGCGUCAGCGCCUACAAUCGGAGGACGACGCUCACAACAUAGCCAUCUACGUUCAACAACUGCUCGGUGGCCAUCUAUGUGAACCCAAAAACUUUGAAGAGAAGGUAGAAGAAUUACUGGAAAUUCUAAAGAAAUUGCCCAUUCACAGGACCCUGCGCGAACACAAGACCGUGUGGAAGAUGCUGAAAACAGUUCCAGAUUUAACUUCUCAGCUGACAGAUGACCAUCUGAGGAUUCUCAGUAAGAACGUCAUUUCUGAAACCUGGAUAAAAGGCAGCACAGUGGUCGGAAAUGAUGGAUUUUAUGUGAUACUGAAAGGCCUGGCUCGAGCGCAGACACAGCUGUACAAGAACCUCGUCGAAGAGGAGGGCUUCUCGGCCACGUGCAUCCCGCAGAGCUUCCCCAGCUCCGCGUACAGCGAGGACCUGCAGCACCCGGCGGCUCGGGGCACCCUGCUUAGACCAUGGAGCACCUUUGGGACCCUGGAUGUCACAGCUCAGAUUCAGUCGGACCGAACGGUGUCCUCAGUGGUGACAGAAGAAGAUUGUGAACUUCUUAAGAUCUCUGCAGACAAUUAUGCAAAGUUUAAAUUGGAAAAAACAAAGUUUGAAAAUAAAGAAAUAGUGAAACUAAUCCGUGGGUGUCCCUACUAUGAGGAGUGGCCAACCCUGUACAUCCAUGAGCUGGUUCUGCGUGUUAAAUGGAAGAAGUUUCCUCGUGGUCAUGUGAUAGUGGAAAGUGGAAAUAUAAUUCCUUUCGUGGCUUUUAUUAAUUCUGGACAUUGUAACAUUUAUAGAAAUGUUGUAGGACUCGUGAAAUUACAGCCAAAAAAAAUGAAGAAGGUCCGGAAGCUGGUCUACAUGGGGCAGCUCCACAAGCAGGAGUCCUUUGGCGAGCUCAGCGCGCUCCUGCAGCUGCCCUUCACCUGCACCGUGGUGGCCGGGGAGGAGGUGGAGGCGGCUGUCAUCCAAGGCAAGGACCUGCGUGAAUUAGAUCCAGUGACCCAGAAACUUAUGCUCCAAACAGCUAAACCAACUUUUGGUCAUCUCACAGAUGAUAAGACAGUGAGAGACAGCCUGCAUUACAAUGGGAUUGUUCCAGGCUUCGGCAAGUGGGAACAUCACUGGACCAGCGUCCCAAGGAACCUCAAGGACACCCUGGUCAUUUAUUAA
Molecule: messenger RNA, 1476 nt
Organism: Myotis brandtii (Brandt's bat)
Lineage: Eukaryota; Metazoa; Chordata; Mammalia; Chiroptera; Vespertilionidae
Gene: CNBD1
Product: cyclic nucleotide binding domain containing 1
Exons: 12
Coding region: 1-1476 (491 amino acids)
Source: RefSeq, a predicted model, not a curated record